Molecule: messenger RNA, 2504 nt
Organism: Lepisosteus oculatus (spotted gar)
Lineage: Eukaryota; Metazoa; Chordata; Actinopteri; Semionotiformes; Lepisosteidae
Gene: rad51ap1
Product: RAD51 associated protein 1
Biological process (GO): interstrand cross-link repair; double-strand break repair via homologous recombination
Molecular function (GO): double-stranded DNA binding; single-stranded DNA binding
Source: RefSeq, a predicted model, not a curated record
UUCAUUUUCAGGCGGGACGGUGCUGGUUUCUCAGGGAAGAAGGUUUAGUGGAAAGUAUCUUUAUGUGCAGGAAAAACGCAUCCUUUUAAUUAUGAGCGAAAUAAUAAUAGUUUUUUUGUAUUCAUCCUGAAAGCUGAGGUGGCUGCUUUAUCAUCCGUGAGCUGGCGAUCAUUGGUGUAGGCUGUCACGUUAGCUUUGCGUUUUGUUGUUGUGUUUCGUGACAUGUUGAGCUUUCUGUAAUUCUUGUAUCCACGGUCUUCAUAAAGCAGUCAUGGCAAGACCUUCAAGGACCAAGAAACCUGUGGAUUAUUCACAGUUUGGGGAUCUUGAUGACGACGACGAUUUUGCCUGCGUGAAAGCUCCUCCAAGCAAGAAGCCAAGAGGGGCAACGACAGCGCAGGAGCGAGAGAGAACGCCGAAAGAGCCUGCCAGAGUCUCGAAUGAGGGGUCCGGUUCGCAGCCCGAACAUGGAAAUGAGCGAUUAUCUGUGCAUGACAAAGUGUAUAACAGAGACUUAGAAGCAGCUCUUGUCUUGUCUAUGCUUCAGUCAGCUGAAGAACCUUGUGAGGCCCUUUCACCUGAGGCAAAAGGAAACGGGAGUCAUCCUGAAGGAGAAUCUGAAAAUAUGAACGGACCUCCUUUACUCUCAAACUGCAGUGUGGAUAUCAACCUUCUUGGGUUAGAUAAGAUUACAGACGAGAAGAGCUCUACUUCUGGUCCCAGGCAGAGGAGAGCAGCCUCAAAGGCGACCGAAAGGCAGAAGAAGAUUUUGAUGGAUGAUGAAGGCAGCGAUGCUGAGGCAGAUGAAGAGUACCUGCCCACCUGUACUCCAGUUUCAGAUGGAGGUUCAGAAAGCGAUGCCGAUUUCAGCAAUGAAGAGGAGAACGACGAAGAAUUUGCGGUGAAAAAGAACGUGCCAAAGAAGCCAAAUAAAAAGGAGAAAAAAGCACAGCCGCAGAGCUCAAAAAAGGAAAAGAAGCCUUCAAAAUCCAAACCUCGUGCAACAGUGACUCCUUCAGCUGGGACUCCCAGCCCCACAGCCGCCAGGCCUAGUCCAGUCCCGAAAAAAAUGGUGCCAUCUACUCCUCCCCUGACCGCCUCCAAGUCCCCGGUCAGUGGGAGUCCGGGAGGAGGGAGGAUACCGAAGUGGACCCCACCAGGUCAAAUCGGGAAAAGCCCAGAAGUGCCGAAAAGUCUCCCAGCCAGGUCUCCGGGGCAGGGAUUACGCCUGGGACUGUCCAGAUUGGCCAGAGUGAAGCCUCUGCACCCCAGUGCUGCUGUGAACUGAACUUCACUCAUCUCCAGAGACCCUCUCUUCCUUGCCAGUGUAGUACCGGUCACGGCACAGACAAAUCACAACAUCUUCUUGAAAUGCUUCUGCAACAAGUGCAGCCCCCGGUAUAUUCUGUAGUUUUAUUAUCCUCUAUUAUUUAUUGCUAGACCUCCACUUUAAAGGCUUUUUUCCAGACUUUUUGUGAUAGUUUUGCUGAAGUUCCCAAUUCCUGAUAAAAGAGAUCAUGUCAGGGGCAAUGUUUUUCUGCUUCUGAGGUAGGUGUCAACAUCAUCUCUUUUUACCUUUAUAACUAUCCCUAACCAAACUGAUUCCUACUAUAAUUCCAAAAUCCUCAAAUUAUUUUAUUUAAAAAAAAACAUUUUUAGCCAUCACUAGGGGUCUCACUGCUGUUUUGUCAUGACUCCAGUAUUGAUUCAUGUUUGUCAAAAUAAAUCCUGGGCUUGUUGUUUGCAGAACUGUAUGUCAUGCCUUGACACAACCUUCCUUGUAUCUUGUCUGGUGAAUCGGAAAUUGCUGGUUCAUACCUUCUGUGGUUUUUGUUACUGGGCAAGAUGUGCUGCAAGAGUUGAAUGCAGUUGUUUUUAGUGCAUUUUGAAUACGGACAUGUGGUAAUACUGUACAUUGCUUGGUUAACCAUUUUGUGCUGGUAGACUAUAAUUGAUGUUGGAAAUAAGUAUAUCAAACUUCAUGAUUUGUUUUAAACCUGUAAAAUCCUGAUAAUCAGGCCUUUUAUAACAAUAUGUACAAACCAGCCGUUUUUAAUUGAAAAUUAGAUACCAGCACUAUACCCAAUUUAUAAACUUUUAUUUUUAUGUUUUUAUUUAUAUAGCAGUAAUAUCAAAUAUGCUCCAUCUUAGGUAAAUCUUUUUUUGGUAACAAGUCAACCUAGAAAGAAAUGACUUAGCUGCGCUUGUUAAUCAACAUGGGAUGUAAUUCCUUGCAUAAACAGAAAGUUUCUUUUUAUAUGUGGGUCAAAACUGUCUUCAUAAACAGUGAUAAUGAGAGACGCUUUGGUGUUUCCAACCAAAAUGUGUGAGCAGAGUGAUUCAACUUGAAUGCAGUUUGCCCCUUUUGCAAAGCCUAUUCUGAGAAUUUCUGGUUUUGUGUGAGCUGUUCUAUAGGUGUGCAGGUUUCAGUCUUUGUCAAACAGUUUUGUAUUUUUGUAUCAGUUUUGUGUACAGAAAGAGAAAUUUCUAAUAAAAAUAGUGAU